UCGCUGCUGCUGCCGCCACCGCCACCUCCUAUAAAUCAAAACCCCCCUCCUGCGCCCCACUGCGACGAGGAGACCCAUCGCCGCCGGCUCUUCCCCGUCGUAUCCCCACCAACCCCACCCACCCACCACCUCGUGCGAUGCAGUCCCUCCUCGCGUCGCCGUACUGUCCCCUCUACUGCAGGGCUUCCUCCUUCCCCCGCGCCUCCGUCGUCCGCUCCCCGUCGCCGGCCCGGCUCGUCGUCACGCUCGCCGGCGCCGGCGGGCGCGCUCGCCCGCUUCGCUGCGGCGCGAAGGACUCCAUCGUCGAGGAGCUGGCGCAGGACGAUCUGGUGAACGCGGUGGAGCUGUCCCAGUGGGAGAACGGCAAGUCGAUCAACGGCAUCGCGGCUAGCCAGGGGAUCCGCAUCCGCAGGCACUGCCGUCCCGGUGCCCCCUUAGAGGAGAUCGAGGAGGAGCUGGGAGCUCCCCGCAACAUACUGGAGAAGAUCAUUUGGGCCAAGGAGGUUGAAGUAGCUGAGGGGCAUGCCAAGAAGCCUAUGGAGGAGGUGAUUGAGGCUGCAAAGAAUGCUCCUCCUGUAAGAGACUUCUUCGGUGCUUUAGGAUCAGCCUUCAAGCGCAAUGGUGUGCCAGCAUUAAUCGCUGAGGUCAAGAAGGCAUCACCAAGUAGGGGUGUGCUCAGGGAAAACUUCAAUCCUGUUGAAAUUGCUCAGGCUUACGAAAAGAAUGGAGCUGCGUGCUUGAGUAUAUUGACCGAUGAGAAGUUCUUUCAGGGAAGUUUUGAGAAUCUUGAGAAGGUGCGGAACUCGGGAGUGAAGUGCCCUCUUCUAUGCAAAGAAUUUGUCAUUGAUAAAUGGCAGAUCUAUUAUGCCCGCUCAAAGGGUGCAGAUGCAAUUCUGCUUAUUGCUGCUGUGCUACCUGAUCUUGACAUAAAGUACUUCCUUCGGAUAUGUAAGGAGUUGGGAAUGACAGCUCUUAUCGAGGUUCAUGAUGAAAGGGAGAUGGAGCGUGUGCUAAAGAUAAGUGGAGUUCAGCUUAUUGGCAUCAAUAACCGCAGCCUUGAGACAUUUGUUGUCGAUACUUCAAACACAAAGAUGUUGCUAGAGAAGCAUGGUGAUACCAUCAGGGAGAAGAGAAUAUUGGUUGUUGGCGAAUCAGGGCUGUUCAACCCAGAUGAUGUUGCUUAUGUGCAGAAUGCUGGAGUUUCCGCUGUUUUGGUGGGAGAAUCCCUGGUCAAGCAAGACGACCCUGGACGAGCCAUUUCUGGGCUCUUCGGAAAGGAACUUUUGCAUUGAAACAAUUACUUCGGAGGAGUAUAUGUUUUGGUAGUGUAGCAGCUAUUUUCUAGCGACUUAGCGUGAACCAGAAGAAUAAAUUGUGAGCAUUAUUAUCUUUAGUAUUCAUACUGAUUAUGAUAUGUAAACAAAAUAAAAAUAAUGUUCCCUUGUA
Oryza brachyantha (malo sina) is the source of this 1446-nucleotide messenger RNA. RefSeq names its product indole-3-glycerol phosphate synthase, chloroplastic-like. Gene Ontology annotation, biological process: L-tryptophan biosynthetic process. The transcript is spliced from 10 exons. The record is from RefSeq and is a predicted model, not a curated record. Bases 138 to 1292 code for a protein of 384 amino acids. Lineage: Eukaryota; Viridiplantae; Streptophyta; Magnoliopsida; Poales; Poaceae. Gene Ontology annotation, molecular function: phosphoribosylanthranilate isomerase activity; indole-3-glycerol-phosphate synthase activity.